CUCGUACCAAAUUCCCAUGAAACUUCAUGAACUCUCGUCGUUGCUACAACAUCAACCAAAUUCCAGUACUGGUCCAACAACGUCGCCUUCGGUGGUUUGGCCAUGUUCUGCGCCGACCAGAUGACGAUCUGGUCAAAUCAGUUCUAAAUCCCUCACCAUUACCAUCUUGGCGAUGUCGCACGGGUGGACAGCUGAAAACAUGGCUUGGUACAGUCAAGGCUGAUAUGGAGUGCCUGGGGCUACAAACCGUCUACAGACUCCGUCUGUGGAACAAGAAUUGGAUAACCCUGUCGCAAAACCUUGCAUCAGAUGGCCGCGCCUGGGCAGCGAUGAUUCGAGAUGUUCAUGAAGCCGGCUCAUCCUCCCGUAGGAGAUAGCCGAAGUAAAUCAAAUCAAAUCAAAGCACG
Trichobilharzia szidati is the source of this 407-nucleotide messenger RNA. Lineage: Eukaryota; Metazoa; Platyhelminthes; Trematoda; Strigeidida; Schistosomatidae. The record is from the annotation of a GenBank genome assembly.